UGAUCAGCUGUGUCCAAUCACAGCUGAUUGAUUGCAUCUGUCACACUGACAGAGGAGAGGAGAGCCAGGGACAUUUACACUGAUCAUCAGGGCACUGAUGAUCAGUGUGCCCUGAUGAUCAGUGUAGCCCCAGCAGUGCCACCUGUCAGUGUCCAUAAAUGCCACCUGCCAGUGCCCAUCAGUGCCACAUAUCAGUGUCAGUGCCCAUCAGUGCCACCUGCCAGUGCCCAUCUGAGCUGACUUUCAGUGCCACCUAUCAGUGCCAGUCAGUGCCACCUAUCAAUGCCAGUCAGUGCCACCUAUCAGUGCUGCCUAUCAGU
This is a messenger RNA of Staurois parvus, 320 nucleotides long. Lineage: Eukaryota; Metazoa; Chordata; Amphibia; Anura; Ranidae. The record is from the annotation of a GenBank genome assembly.